AUGUGGCUCAUUUGUGGCCGCAACUGUCGGCCCGGCAGCCACCCCCGCGCGGCCGGCGCGCUCUCGGGCACCGGGUGCGCCUCGAUUUUCAUCUCUGCACCGGCCGCGAUACGCCUGCUGGAGGUGCGCGCAGGAAUUUCUUGGAAUUUUCAUGAUGUGAAGGAGUGGACUAAUAUUUCAAUAACUUGUAGUUUGGGACAAAAUCAAUCGCCUGUUAAUCUUCAAAGCCAUGUUAUAGGUGACAACCAUGGCAAGAAAGCUUUAGAAUUUUUAAAUUACGGCAAGGGAGCCCAACAACUGGAGAUUAGAAAUACUGGGCAUACAGUGCAAUUGUCUGGCACUUGGGGAAGACGUAAACCUAGCAUUAGGGGGGCAAUUUUUUCAAGAGAAAUUUAUACCAUCAGUAACGUUCAUUUACAUUGGAGUACAGCUGAUAAUAACGGGACAGAACACGCCAUUGAAGGUCGAAAAUAUGCCGCGGAGUUGCAUUUAGUGCAUUUCAACGAAAAAUAUCAAAAUGUAUCGGAGGCUUCGUUACAUCCAGAUGGAAUUGCGGUGGUUGGCAUUCUCUAUCGGGUCAAUGAUAACGUUUCUCCAAACCCGGGAAUGGCGCAAUUUGCAGCGCUGGCCCAACAAGUACUCUCUGUCAAUGCGUCAGUCCGCGUAGCAACAUUCAAUUUGGCUUCUUUCAUACUACAACCAUUACCUCCAGUGUAUUCUUACUACGGUUCAUUGACAACUCCACCUUGCACGGAGAAUGUGCGCUGGGCGAUACUAUCCGAGCCGCAGCCGAUAAGCUCAACAAUCAUAAGAUUACUUCGUAACGUGAUUCUGAGCGACGGCGACACGCACAAUAUUCGACCAUUACAGCCAAUUAACAACCGCCUGAUUGAAUUUUAUAGUCAUUAA
Messenger RNA from Phymastichus coffea, 909 nucleotides. RefSeq names its product carbonic anhydrase 2-like. Gene Ontology annotation, molecular function: carbonate dehydratase activity; zinc ion binding. The record is from RefSeq and is a predicted model, not a curated record. The transcript is spliced from 6 exons. Bases 1 to 909 code for a protein of 302 amino acids. Lineage: Eukaryota; Metazoa; Arthropoda; Insecta; Hymenoptera; Eulophidae.